AUGUCGACUAUCGAGACUGGACCGUCGUCCGUCGACGUUUCGGCGUCGUACCUGAGCGCGCGCAGCGUGCUUGGUCUCCUCGGCCUCUGGCUGGUGUACCAGUUCUUCAAGGCCCUUUACAACAUAUCGCCGCUGCACCCGUUGAGCGGCAUUCCCGGCCCGAAGUUGUCUGCUGCGACGUACAUCCCUGAGUUCUACCAUGAUGUUAUCAGGUUCGGCAGAUACACGAGAGAAAUCCACCGCAUGCACGAGCAGUAUGGACCCAUCGUCCGCAUCAGCCCUCAUGAGGUUCACUGCAACGACGCCAACUUCUCCGACGAGAUCUACGCUGUGAGCGGUCGCAAGCGCGACAAGCCAGUUCACCAGAUCAACGGCUCGGCCCUGGGCGAGUCUGGAUUCGGAACUGUUGAUCACGACCAGCACCGUCUGCGACGUGGCCCUCUCGCCAAGUUCUUUUCGCGCGGCAACAUUGCCCGAUUGGAGGCGGACUUGCAUGCGAUGGUCCAGAGGCUUUGCGACAAGCUGCUGAACGAGUCGGGCAAGAAGGAGUUUGAUGUAACAAUGGCUUACAGCUGCUUCACGUCCGAUGCCAUUUCGGGCUACUGUUUCGGCGAGAGCUUCGGCUUCCUGCAGCAGGAGGGGUGGUAUCCCAACUUCCGCGCCCCGACCGCCUCAAUUCUGCGACCCGUCUUUGUCUUCCGCUUCUUUCCCUGGACCAAGUCUCUUACCGUGCUUGGAGAGUGGCUCAUCAACUACUUACCCGCGGAUAUCGCCCUGCUCAUCCAGACGUUGAAGAUCGAUAUCCCGAACAGGGUCAAGAAGACCAAGAAGGAACUCGAUGCCGGCAUCCGACAUGAGCGCCCCACAGUCUUCGGUUCCCUUUUGGAGUCGGAACUCUCCAUGCUCGAAAAGGAGCCCGAGCGAUUGGGCGACGAAGCCACGGCCGUUGUCGGCGCCGGUACCGAGACCACCAGCUGGGCCCUGUCCGUCAUGACUUAUCACCUCUUGACUAAGCCCGAACUCCUCGCGAAGCUCCGCAAGGAACUCGACGGGGUUGUCACUGAUCCUCAGCACCUCCCAUCCUGGACGUCUCUGGAGACCCUUCCCUACCUCGGUGCGGUCAUCCAGGAGGGUCUUCGUCUGUCUUACGGUGUCUCUGCGCGCACUGCUCGCAUCCCCACUCAGGAGAACCUGGUCUACCGCGGCGAGUUCAACAAGAAGCCCGUCGAGUAUGUCAUCCCCCGCGGCUUCGCCAUUGGCAUGUCCGCCGCCAUCACCCAUCACGAGGAGGGUGUCUUCCCCGAUUCCUACCAGUUCAUCCCCGAGCGUUGGCUGGAUGAGAAGAACAACCGCAGAAAGGACGUCGAGAAGGGCAUGCUCGCUUUCUCCAAGGGCAGCAGAUCUUGUUUGGGAAUGAACUUGGCUUUGUGUGAGAUGAACCUGUGUUUGACUGCCCUUGUACUGCGCGUCCUGCCUCGUAUGCAACUUUUCGACACCGAGGACGAAGAUGUCGCAUACGAUCACGACAUGUUCGUGCCGGAGCCAGCCAAGGGUACCACGGGAGUCAGAGUGAAAGUUGUUUAG
Messenger RNA from Colletotrichum chrysophilum, 1584 nucleotides. RefSeq lists its product as uncharacterized. Bases 1 to 1584 code for a protein of 527 amino acids. NCBI's taxonomy places the organism in Eukaryota, Fungi, Ascomycota, Sordariomycetes, Glomerellales, Glomerellaceae. The transcript has 5 exons. Gene Ontology annotation, molecular function: monooxygenase activity; heme binding; iron ion binding. The record is from RefSeq and is a predicted model, not a curated record.